Tachyglossus aculeatus (Australian echidna) is the source of this 2845-nucleotide messenger RNA. It is a transcript of the gene POMT1, whose product is annotated as protein O-mannosyltransferase 1. Gene Ontology annotation, biological process: protein O-linked glycosylation. Gene Ontology annotation, cellular component: membrane. Bases 148 to 2325 code for a protein of 725 amino acids. NCBI's taxonomy places the organism in Eukaryota, Metazoa, Chordata, Mammalia, Monotremata, Tachyglossidae. The transcript is spliced from 21 exons. The record is from RefSeq and is a predicted model, not a curated record. Gene Ontology annotation, molecular function: mannosyltransferase activity.
UCCCCAGCGCUUAGAACAGUGCUUUGCACAUAGACGCAAGUGACAAAGUCGAGACGGUAAUCAAACUCGCUACACCCACCAGCCGCCAACUGGGCAACCUGAUGGACCCUCAAGGCCCCAGCACACCAGAAUCAGCUUUUCUCCAGGAUGCUGGGCAUUUUGAAGCGCCCAAUUGUGGUGACUGUGAAGAUCAACCUGAGCUUGGUAGCCCUGACAGUAAUGGGGCUGGUGAGCCGCUUAUGGAAACUGUCCUAUCCCCGGGCUGUUGUUUUUGAUGAAGUAUACUAUGGACAGUUCAUUUCGUUGUACAUGAAGCGGAUCUUCUUUUUGGAUGGGAGUGGCCCACCGUUUGGCCAUAUGCUGCUGGCUUUUGGAGGUUAUUUAGGAGGAUUUGAUGGUAACUUUGUGUGGAACAGAAUUGGAGCAGAGUACAGUCAGAAUGUGCCAGUGUGGUCCUUGCGUUUUCUGCCGGCCUUGGCGGGGGCCCUCUGCAUCCCGUUAGCCUACCAGAUUGUGUUAGAGCUCCACUUUUCUCACUGUGCCGCAUUUGGAGCAGCGGUGCUGAUUCUGUUCGAGAAUUCUCUGGUCACUCAGUCCAGGCUGAUGCUUUUGGAAUCAAUAUUAAUCUUUUUUAAUCUGCUGGCUGUGUUGUCCUACUUAAAGUUUUCCAAUUCCCGAAAGCACAGCUCAUUUUCUUCCACCUGGUGGUUUUGGCUAAUCCUGACGGGAGUUGCUUGUUCCUGUUCAGUUGGGGUAAAGUACAUGGGCCUUUUCACAUACAUGCUGCUGCUCACCAUUGCUGCAGUCCACACUUGGCACUUGAUUGGAGACCAAACCAUAUCAAAUGUUUCUCUGUUGUGCCACUUGCUAGCUAGGGGAGUGGCUCUAGUGAUUAUUCCAGUAAUCCUGUAUCUCUCUUUCUUCUACGUUCACUUGGUGCUAUUGAAUCGCUCUGGACCCCAUGAUCAGAUCAUGUCUAGUGCUUUCCAAGCCAGCUUAGAGGGAGGAUUAGCUCGGAUCACACAAGGCCAGCCGCUUGAGGUAGCCUAUGGCUCCCAGAUCACACUGAGAAAUGUCUUAAGCAAACCUAUGCCCUGUUGGCUUCAUUCUCACAAAAACACCUACCCCAUCAGAUAUGAGAAUGGCCGAGGGAGCUCCCACCAGCAACAGGUGACGUGUUAUCCCUUCAAAGAUGUCAAUAACUGGUGGAUUGUGAAGGAUCCUGGAACGCAUCAGUUAGUGGUGAAUAACCCACCGCGGCCUGUACAGCAUGGAGAUAUUGUGCAGCUGGUCCACGGAAUCACGACCCGCCUCCUCAACACGCAUGAUGUUGCGGCACCUCUAAGUCCCCACUCUCAAGAAAUCUCCUGUUACAUUGACUACAAUAUCUCCAUGCCAGCACAGAACCUCUGGAGAGUGGACAUCUUAAACCGGGAAUCAGACACAGAUGUGUGGAAGACCAUCUUGUCGGAGGUUCGGUUUGUCCACGUGAACACCUCAGCCAUACUGAAGCUCAGUGGAGCAUCUUUACCUGAUUGGGGUUACCGGCAACUUGAGAUAAUUGGGGAAAAGCUCUCCAGGGGCUACCACCAGAGCAUGGCAUGGAAUGUGGAGGAACACCGAUAUGGAAAAAGCCAAGAGCAGAAGGAGAGGGAGUUGGAGUUGCACUUACCCACCCAGAUUGAUAUCAGCCAAAACCUCAGUUUCAUGGCCAGAUUCACUGAACUGCAGUGGAAAAUGCUAACUUUAAAAGGUGAAAACACUGAACACAAGUACAGCUCUUCUCCCUUGGAGUGGAUCACGCUGGAUACAAACAUUGCUUAUUGGCUACAUCCCACUACAAGUGCUCAGAUCCAUCUCCUGGGGAAUGCACUGACCUGGGCUUCAGCCAACGUGGCCACACUGACCUACAUGCUUCUGUUCUUGUGGUAUCUGGUCAGACGGAGGAGAAACAUUUGUGACAUCCCUGAAGAUUCCUGGCGGCUGUGGGUGUUGGCCGGAUCUGUGUGCUGGGGUGGCUGGGCUGUGAAUUACCUCCCCUUCUUCAUGAUGGAGAAGACACUGUUCCUGUACCACUACUUGCCUGCUCUCACCUUCCAGAUCAUUCUGCUCCCCAUCGUGUUGCAGCAUGUGAGCGAUCACGUCUGCAGAUCCGGGCUCCAAAGGAAUAUGUUCAGCUCCUUGAUUGUGGUGUGGUUUUCAUCUGUGAACCUGGUGUAUCACACGUUCAGCCCACUCACCUACGGAGAGCAGCCUCUCUCCGCAAGUGAACUCAAGGCCCUGCGAUGGAAGGAAAGCUGGGACAUCCUGAUCCGCAAACACUGAAAAAGGCGGCGGGCUCAGAUGUGGACAGAUGGGUUGGGCAAGGAAGAGGUAGAGUUGGGCCGGGGUUAGGAGAAUGGAUGGUGAAGGUCAUUGGACUUGCUCCUGUCAGAGCAGUAGGGGAGGGGAAUUGGAUGCAAGUGCAGGGGAACUUACCCUGAGAGCUGUAGCUGAGGAAAUACUAAACUACGUCUUCUGGGUAACGGUUACUCUUUUCUCCCACUGCUGAAUUGCUUCUGCCUCCAAACCUGGUGUGGAACCCAGCAGCCAGCCCCACUGGCUUUAAACUGCAGAAAAUAACCUGAGGCCUAGGAGGUAAGAAGAUGGAGCUCUGUAAAGCCGCUGUGCUUUGGCCCUGCUUAAUGAAAGCUCAAAAAUGAGGGGAUUUUCACCCAUUUGACGUUAAGCAACUUCAUUUAAUUCCUCAGGGAUGGGCCAGACAAUAUUCCCCCAUUUCCAUUUUCCUAAAACUUGACUAAUUUUCUUUUUUGUUAACAAAAUAAUGAUUAAAAGGACAAAUUCA